Molecule: messenger RNA, 2052 nt
Organism: Polypterus senegalus (gray bichir)
Lineage: Eukaryota; Metazoa; Chordata; Cladistia; Polypteriformes; Polypteridae
Gene: sfrp2
Product: secreted frizzled-related protein 2
Exons: 3
Coding region: 186-1076 (296 amino acids)
Biological process (GO): non-canonical Wnt signaling pathway; negative regulation of canonical Wnt signaling pathway; canonical Wnt signaling pathway
Molecular function (GO): Wnt-protein binding
Source: RefSeq, a predicted model, not a curated record
ACCUCUUGUUGACUCCUUUCAUUGCAGCCCCGAGCGGCAUUAAGGCAUCUUUGUUCCGAAAAGCUUGCAUGUAAAACGCUGGAAGAUAUUUCGCUGUUCAUGAUCGCUUGGUCAAGAAAGAAGAUCAAGAAACUAAAAAAGGUGAACGUGCUUCUAACAGGGUGGCUAACCAUAACCGCGUAAAGAUGCUCGGCGAGUGCCUGAUAAUUCUUGCGGCGCUAGCCCUCCCGGCGGUGUACUUGGAAGAGUUACACGGCAGCGUGUACCCGUUCAGCCAGCCGGAAUUGUUCCACAAGAAGAACAGCUGCAAAACCAUUCCGAGCACCCUGCUUCUGUGCAAUGAUAUCGAGUAUAACGAAAUGCGGCUGCCCAAUCUGCUGGGGCACGAAACCAUUAAGGAGGUCCUGCAGCAAGCCAAUUCGUGGAUUCCUCUGGUGCACAAGCAGUGCCAUCCUGACACCAAGAAGUUUCUGUGUUCUCUCUUUGCUCCAGUGUGCCUGGACGAGGUGGACGAACCCAUCGAGCCGUGCAGAUCGCUUUGUGAACAGGUCAAGGAGAGCUGCGCCCCCGUCAUGCUCGCGUUCGGCUUUCCUUGGCCCGAUAUGCUGGAAUGUAGCCGCUUCCCCGUGGAUAACGACCUGUGCAUCCCACUGAGCAAUCCCGAUCAACUGGUACAUCCUACACAAGAAGUGCCCAAGGUUUGUGACGCGUGUAAAGAUAACGAAGAAGACGACAACGAGAUUGUAGACAACCUCUGUAAAAAUGACUUUGCCCUGAAGAUAAAAGUGAAGGAGAUCUCGUACAUCAACGGGGACACCAAAAUUAUCCCGGAGACAAAGAGCAAAACGAUCUAUAAACUGAAUGGAGUGACGGAGCGCGACCUGAAGAAGACCGUGCUGUGGCUUAAAGACGGCCUGCAGUGCACCUGCGACGAGAUGAACGACAUCAACGCCCCCUAUUUAGUGAUGGGACAAAAGCUCGGCGGGAACCUGGUCAUAACCUCAGUGAAGAGAUGGCAGCGGGGACAGAGGGAGUUUAAGAGAAUCUCGCGCAGCAUCCGCAAACUGCAGUGUUAAUGGGCGCCUCCUCGCUUCCCCUCUCGAAAAAGAAGUGAAUGAAAUAAACGACACACAUCGGUAACAUUCAUCUAAAAGGGACUUGAAAGUGUCCGCUGCCAAAAGUUCAUUCAAAUGCAUGUCCAUAGAUGACUCGCGUAAGCGUAAAUGACUACCUGACCAGAACACCCCUCCAUUUACUUUGCAGAGGCCCAUAACUUUAGCCGGCUAAGGGUUGGAGUUCACCUUUUGGACCGCAGUCACAAGCCUUUCGGAAUUUGGUUCGAGAUAAUCGCGGGUUGUAUAGAAUGUGACACUUGUAGUAACAUCAAUAAUACUCUAAGGGGCGCUGUAUGCCCGGAAAAAGUGGUGCCUUUCCCGUUUUCAAGCAAAAAACGUUUAUGUUUUCCAUUGCUCGUUUUGACAGAAGGGUUUCUGGACAGGCAAUUAUUUGCCCAUACAACUUACGGUCACUUUUUUGUAGACACUUUCUGCAUGAAACACGUGAAUGUUGACCCGACAAUCAUUCGUUUGUCAUUUUUUUAUUUUAUAUUUUUUUGCCUGGAGCCGGGAGCUUCGAUUUUUCGUUUUCAAUUUAAUUUUUAAUAACCAAAGCUAGUUUAAUUGCCUCUUGCUUUUUGAUCCAUACAGCAUUUACUUUAUACGGUAUUGAGCUUACUGCUCCCAGUUGUGCUUUAGAAAGGAUGCGUGUGUUCGUAUUGAAGAACCGCUGCCUUGAUAUUUGUUUGUAGGGUGGCUGUUAAGAUGGAAUGCUUCCAUUCGUUCAUCCAUCCAUUUUCAUAAGCUUUAUGUACAAUAGUAUGGAGGAAUAUUUCGGACUACAUAAAAUAAAUUAAAUUAAUGUGAAUGGUGAUAAUAAAUAAAUAAUAACACGAAAUGUGAGUAUCCAUCCUAUCCAUCUAUUUCCUAAAUACGAAUGUAGAGUAGCUGGAGUCAGUUCCAGCAAGUUUAUAUAUCAAUUAAACAUGUCAGGAAA